AUGAAUUAAUUUCAUUUCUCUUCAAACUUGAAUGCACUAUUACCUAUGGAGAAUUAUUAAUUAAUACUUAAUGAACAAACAAGAUUAUCUAAAAAUAUUCAUAGCUAGAAUACUAUUUAGAUUAAGCAAUUUUACUCAGAAUAAACUACUAGAAGAAAAAGUUGUCAAUGUAGUUAAUGUGGUUAACAAAGUCAAUUUUAAUUCAAAACAAUGAAUAUACCAUUAAAGAAAAGAGAAAUUCCUAUAGAAUAGGAAUAUCCCUUACUUGAAUUAAUGGUGUACAAAGCUGAAUGUAAAGAAAGUAAAUAUUUUCUUAGCUAGGAUGAGUACAUUUUAUAAGAAAUCAUCAAUUAAGAAUUUAUAAACUUAAGAAUCUAAAGAUAACAUAAAUAACACUUAAUUAUCUUUAAAUAUUCAUGGGUUUAAACGGGCUUACAAUAGAAAAACUGCAUUAUUAAAAUUAAUUACAGAUUGUUAAGAUAGAUCAAAAAGAGGAGAAAAUAGUGAAUUAUUUUCUUAAUCUGAUCUAUAAUCUUUAAAUUCUUAGAAAUCUUUGAAUAUAACAACUACUCCUACUCAAUCGUACUUAUAGAAUCAUAAAAAUUCAAUCUAACCUUUAAGCCUAUUUUCACCUAAAAGAAAACAAAAUAAUACUCAUAAAAAAUUAUUUAGCAUUAAUAUAAGAAACUAAAAUCCAUAUAUAAUAAAUUCGAAUAAAUAAUUAUUAAUUAAGCCAUUAAAAUUAUAAACCUCACGUUCAACUCUUCUUGGAUGUUCGUUCCCAAAACUUAUUAAGAAAAACUCAUGA
Molecule: messenger RNA, 808 nt
Organism: Paramecium sonneborni
Lineage: Eukaryota; Ciliophora; Oligohymenophorea; Peniculida; Parameciidae
Source: the annotation of a GenBank genome assembly